Messenger RNA from Tripterygium wilfordii, 717 nucleotides. RefSeq lists its product as uncharacterized. The transcript has 6 exons. The record is from RefSeq and is a predicted model, not a curated record. NCBI's taxonomy places the organism in Eukaryota, Viridiplantae, Streptophyta, Magnoliopsida, Celastrales, Celastraceae. Bases 1 to 717 code for a protein of 238 amino acids.
AUGACAAACUGCCAAUUAGGGAAUGCGAUUGCUCCACACGUGCUUAGGCAGAGAGUGGGUCAGAAGUUGGAGCAGAAAAAUCCUCUCAACGGCGCUGAAAUAAGCCUCCCCUCUCCCAUGGCUGCCGAUAAUAAAGGCGCUGUCCAUCUCGAAGGAGGACUGUCAAAGCCUCCUUCUCACGUACCCAACGUUGAGACAAUAAUCGGCGACGCCAAGGAGAAGGUGAUGAAUCGGAGGCACCAGCAACAGGGCCAUCGCCGCCGUUACUCUAACCUGCCUAUUGAACGUGCUCAACCGCAAGACUCAAAGGGCAGCCAAAAAGGUCCUCAACAACCAAACAUUCUCAAUUAUGCACCACCUCGAGGCUCUGGAAUGCAAGCUGUUUUUCUUGAUACCUGGAAAAGGCCGCCCGGCACCGGAGUUUUUUUCCCUCAAAAUGCUGACGAAAAUUCCAGUCCCCACAGGAAAUUAGGUUCUCAUGUGGCUCUGGUUCCUAUCCGUGUAAUUGAGGCACUCAACAUGAAAGGACAUACAUUGGGCCCAAAAGUAGCUGAUCAGCGAGAAAACAAUGACAAUGACAAUGACGAUGCCAAAGACGACGAUCGCGAUUCAAUCAAAAGCAAUGAAGGCAAUGAGAAAUCGACACACCGGUGCGCGCUCUCUCAGAGUGAAUAUAUAUCACCAGAGAUAUUUCUUCCCGAGGAAUGGACUUACUAG